AUGUAUCUCAGUUGGAUUGAUUAUGGAGUUUCAAGUAUAGUUUUAAUUUUAUCUGGCGGUAUUGGCAUUCACUAUGCAUGUAAACGAUCAAAACCAGCAUCAACAAAAGAAUAUCUUAUUGCCGAUGGUCAAAUGAAAAUAUUACCAACAGCAAUGAGUCUAUUAGCAAGUUUUACCUCUGCAAUAUCUCUACUUGGUACACCUGUAGAGAUAUACUAUUAUGGAACAAUGUAUGUCUAUUCUAUAUUUGCUUGGUUAAUCGCAACGUUGGUAACAGUGAAAUUUUUUAUACCUAAAUUUCAUUAUGUUGGAAGUGUUAGUAUUUAUGCUUAUUUCGAAAAACGAUUUUCACAAGAAGUUCGGAUUUUGAUCACUUGCGACUAUAUCUUACGAGGGAACAUAUUUAGAGAUUGUGCUGAAUGCUUUUCUUUUCUUCAAGGUUUAAUCGAUAUUGGUGGAUUAUCAAAAGCAUUUGAUAUUCUAAGAGAUGGAAAUCGAAUACAAUUAGCAGUUAUAAAUUUGAAUCCGUCAAUACGCUAUACAAUUUGGAGUAUUCUAAUUGGUCACACAUUUUCUACUAUUGCACAAUAUGCAUGUAUUCAGACUCAAGCACAAAGAUAUAUGUGUGUUAAAGAUACAAAAGCAGCACAAAGAGUGAUAUGGAAUGCUUAUAUAAUGAAUGUGAUAAUGUACAUGUUUUGCAUAUUCAUUGGAUGUUUACUCUAUGCAAAAUAUAGUCAAUGUGAUCCACUUCGUGCUAAAUUUAUUUCACGAUCCGAUCAAAUGUAUCCGUUGUUUAUCAUAGAAACAUUAAGUCGUUUUCCCGGUUUACCAGGACUUUGGAUCGCUUCAAUAUUAAGCGCAACACUAAGCACAUUCUCCAGCGGAGUAAAUAGUCUUACUACGGUCAUUAUUGAAGAUAUUUACAAGCGAUUAGUAAAAAAACAUUCAACAUCUGCUGAUCGAGAACUCAUCAUCUCUAAAGUCUUGUCAACAAUAAUUGGAUGUUUGAUCAUAUUAGUGACAUUUGUUGUAUCUUAUACAAAAAAUAACAUAAUUACAAUUGUUAUACGAAUCAACGGUACAUUCUCAUCUCCAAUUCUUGGUGCUUAUUUACUCGGUUUUUUUUCAUCACGAGUUAAAAGUCGAAGUGUUUUGGUUGCUAUCUGUCUUUGUUUUAUAUUUCAAACCUUCAUGCUUGUUGGUUCAAUGAUUACUGUCCCACCGACAGAUCAACAUGGAGGACGUUUACCGACAUCUGUUAAUGAAUGCGUACCAUCAGUUAAUGAUACGAUGCCAGUGACAAUAAAUCAACGACUUAGUUUAUUAGAAUCAUUGUUUUCAAUAUCUCCUCUUUGGUUUAAUUUUAAUGGUACAAUUAUGAUGAUUAUAUCUGGAUUAAUCUUUACAUUUAUUUUUGAUUCAAAAGACGCGAAGGAAAUCGAUCGAUCAUUAUUAGUGUCCCGAAAGGAGAUUUUUUCCUGUCAACAAACCAUGGAACAAUCGGAUACACAUCAUAAUGGUGAAGUUUUAUUGACCGAUGUCAUGAUUGAAGAAGAGACUCAAUAUUAA
Adineta ricciae is the source of this 1572-nucleotide messenger RNA. NCBI's taxonomy places the organism in Eukaryota, Metazoa, Rotifera, Eurotatoria, Adinetida, Adinetidae. The record is from the annotation of a GenBank genome assembly.